AUGACAGUAUCACUCACAUCCAACUCUACCGUCCUGCUUAAGGACUGGGCUUACAGAGAAGCCAGCACCUCGGACUGGCAUUCUGGUCGCAAAGAUGCCAGUGUGUCACAAAUUCAGGCCGAGCUGCUUGCCAAUGGGGAAAUCCCAGACCCGUUCAUUGACCGUAAUGCCCGAGAGAUACAAUGGGUCGGAGAACGUGAUUGGGAAUACAAGACUACUUUUUCGGUUUCGACUUCUGGGGCCGACAAAAAGAGCCAUGUGCUUAUUUUUGAGGGUCUUGACACCUUUGCCACAGUUUAUUUGAAUGAACACGAAAUUUUGACCACAGACAACAUGUUCGUGGAAUACCGUGUUGACGUCACCAAGUCUGUCAAUCUUACAGGCACCAACACACUUCGAAUUUACUUCAAGUCCGGGCUACUAACUGCCAGGAAAUUGGAGAAAAAGCAUGGAAAAGGUGUUUGUUUCAAUGGAGAAACGUCGCGUACGCAAGCUCGUAAGGCGCAAUACGGAUGGGGCUGGGAUUGGGCUGAUGCCGUGAUGACCUGUGGCCCUUGGAGACCAAUCAAACUAGUGUCGUACGAUGCCUUAAUGACAGAUGUGCAUGUUAAGACUGAUUUAACUGAUCUGAAUGUUGCCAAAGUUAGUGUGAAAACUACUGUCGAGACUGCAGAUGAGGGCCAUGAUUUUAGACUGCGUGUGUCUGUUCAAGACCCUUCUGGAGACUCCUUGAAGACCCUGGAGGUGUCUGCUGGUGCCGGUGAGAGUGAUUUGGAUCUUGAGAUUGAUCAGCCUAAACUGUGGUAUCCGAUUGGAACGGGUGAACAACCUCUCUACACCUUCACGGCCGAGCUUCUGGCUGCUGACGAGACCAUUCUUCAGACUGAAACGAAAACAAUUGGGCUCAGAACAGUUGAACUGGUUCAAGAGCCAUUGGAGGGCCAGCCAGGGACUUCGUUCUUUUUCAAGGUGAAUGGAGUUCCGGUCUAUGCCACUGGUUCCAACUGGAUCCCUGGUCACUCAAUGCCAUGUCUUUUCUCCGAUGCGGAUUACAAGGAAUGGCUGCAGUUGAUUGUAUACGGUAACCAGAACCUGGUACGUGUUUGGGGAGGAGGAUUUUACGAGGAAGAAGUUUUCUACUCCGAGUGUGAUCGUCUUGGUCUCAUGGUGUGGCAAGACUUCAUGUUUGCGUGUGGAGCAUAUCCAGGUUAUCCCGAGUAUAUUGCCAGUGUUGAGGAAGAAACGAAAACCACGUUGCGUAGACUCCGCAACCAUUGUUCGCUUGUGUUGUAUGCUGGCAACAAUGAGGACUACCAGGUUGCUGAGUCCUUCAACCUGGAAUGGGAUCCAGAGGACUUGUCGGGUGAUUACUCCGCAACCUCCUUUCCAGCCAGAACCAUAUAUGAGGUCACACUCCCCAACCUGGUAGCCAAAUUCCAGCCGGAUGUGCCUUACCAUCCCGGCUCACCUUGGGGCGGAAAGGGAACAGCAGACCCUACCAUUGGAGAUAUGCACCAAUGGAAUGUCUGGCACGGUUCUCAGGAAAAGUACCAGAACUGGUACAAACUGGGGGGAAGAUUCGUGUCCGAGUUCGGAAUGGAGGCCCUUCCAAAUAUCAAGACCUACCAGGACUGUAUAACGGAUCCAACUGAGAUGUUCCCACAAUCACGCACUGUGGACCACCACAACAAGGCAGACGGUUUCGAGCGUCGUCUUGCUCUCUACGUGAUCGAGAAUAUCAAGGUUACUGGAAUGGACCUGGACUCGUGGAUCUACGCUACCCAGUUGAUGCAAGCAGAAUGUUUGUCAUAUGCCUAUAAAUGUUGGCGUCGUGAAUGGCGUGGAGAAGGAAAACGGUUUACUGGAGGAGCCAUUGUAUGGCAAAUCAACGACUGUAUGCCAAUUGCAUCGUGGUCAGUGGUGGAUUUCUACAAGAGGCCAAAGCUGGCAUUCUAUGCUGUCAGAAGAGAGUCUUCUACGUUCGGUCUGGGUCUGUAUCGUAACGAAAUCAAGAAGAUUGCAGAGGAAGCACUUCCAGUUUCCGCUGACGGCCCUCCUCACGAUUACACCAAUGCUGAGUACAAAGUGGAUAUUUGGGGAGUCAACUCAGGUCUUACAGACCAAUUAGCCACUCUUUUGGUGGAUGUCUACGAAGUGACUUCCGGCAAACUUAUCAAGUCUCUGGAGCCUAAAUUGGUCACUUUGUUGGCCAAUCAAACAUCGGAAUUUGUGACUGGACUCGACAUUCCAAACGAUGUUGAUGCUGUUGUGUAUGCGCAAGUUGUUGUGGACGGCAAACCAAUAGCCACCGGGGCCGACUGGCCUCAGCCAUUGAAGUAUCUCAAAUUCCCUAACCGUGACGUGAAAUUCACUGUUUCCGAUGGUCACGUCAGGCUCUCAUCUGAUAAGCCUGUCAAGGGCGUUGAGAUCAUUGUUAAGAACAGAGAUGUGUUCUUGCAUGACAACGGAUUUGAUAUCUUUCCUGGUAACGAUGUUGUCGUUAAGGGAGAAGUAAAAACCAGUGAUGAUAUUUCGAUCAGAUACUAUCAGAGUGUUUGA
This is a messenger RNA of Kuraishia capsulata CBS 1993, 2559 nucleotides long. RefSeq lists its product as uncharacterized. Lineage: Eukaryota; Fungi; Ascomycota; Pichiomycetes; Pichiales; Pichiaceae. The record is from RefSeq and is a predicted model, not a curated record. Gene Ontology annotation, molecular function: beta-mannosidase activity. Gene Ontology annotation, biological process: glycoprotein catabolic process; carbohydrate metabolic process. The transcript has a single exon. The coding region runs from base 1 to 2559 and encodes 852 amino acids.